Molecule: messenger RNA, 399 nt
Organism: Funneliformis geosporum
Lineage: Eukaryota; Fungi; Glomeromycota; Glomeromycetes; Glomerales; Glomeraceae
Source: the annotation of a GenBank genome assembly
AUGUCUUUGCAAGCUGCAGAUCUCAACUCUACACCACAUUCUUCUUCCACUUCUUUAAACACAACGUUAGUUGAAGCUCCUACACCACAGAAUCCAACUAUCGCUCUUGAAAAGUAUAAAAAGAAAGAUGCUGCCAAAGUCAUAGUUCGUUUUCGAGCAAUAGGAAAUGCCCCUAUUUUAAAACAAAAUUUGUAUAAAAUCAGUGCCUCCAAUAAAUUCCAAGCUGUCAUUCAAUUUUUGAGGAAGGAACUUAAUUAUAAAGCUUCCGAACCAUUGUUCUUGUACAUAAACAGUGCAUUUUCUCCUGCUCCAGAUGAAACAGUUGCCAAUUUAGUCAAGUGUUUCAAUACAGAUGGACAUUUGAUAAUAAAUUAUUGUACAAGUGCAGCUUGGGGUUAA